This is a messenger RNA of Cercospora beticola, 2094 nucleotides long. The record is from RefSeq and is a predicted model, not a curated record. Lineage: Eukaryota; Fungi; Ascomycota; Dothideomycetes; Mycosphaerellales; Mycosphaerellaceae.
AUGGCAUCUACGCAAUUGCCAUCCGAUAUUCUGCUCUUAGUCUGCGAUUAUCUGGCCCAAAUCCAUCCCGCAAGUUCCCGAAACUUUGCCUCCGUAUGCGCAGAAUGGAGAGCAGUCGCAAAGAUCUUCCAACACCGCAGCAUCAGCAUAUUCAUCAACUCAGCAGAACUACUCAAGGAAGACGCAGAAGAUUGCCUAGCAGACUUGAAGCGUACAAACAGCGUCAGACAUGUACGUCGCCUCGAAAUAGCCGGGCCUGGGCCGAAGCCCCGGCAAGACGAAUUCAAAAGAGGGCCGGCAGGAUGGCGUAAAGCACAAGCCUACGAAGACUUUGGCGAGAGUUUGUUCGACAAUCAUAACCCAAGCGUCUCCUUUCCUUUGCUUGAGAGAACAGACGAUCAAUUCGCGAUCGAGUCUCUUUCGGAACAAUCCUGGCAGCCUGUCGUGGAAUUGAUCAGGCAGCUUCCAGCGUUGACCGAUCUAUUUUGGAACUGCGUGCAGCGAGUGCCGGAACUUAUCAUCGAUGCUCUCCACGAGCGUCUUCCCUCUUGUAACUUUUGGCUUAAUUCUUUUCGCUGGACGAACCGUGAUAAGCCCUUUCCGUACGCCUCAGACCGGAAACUGUUCACUUCGCCAAAUCUGUAUGCGUUUCGUCUUGAAUACGCUAUAUUGCAUGCUCCACACAGCCUGCCAAAUACGGAAUCGCGACAUGCCAACGAGAUAGCGACUUUGCAUCGCUUCGUCUCUGGCGCUGCGCCGAAUUUGAGGAAGGUCAUAGUGUCGCGACGCAUCGAAUCGUGCGGGUCCGCGGGCAGGAAAACGGCGCCGGGAGAAGGGUCUGUAUCGACAAAUGCGCUGCGGUCUUGUGCCAAAGGCUCUUUGCACAGUCUCUGCCUCGACAAGGAAAGGUAUACGUACAUCUCUACGUCGACACUAGCAAUGUGGACAGAGCUCACAGACUUUUCCGUUCUGCGAUCAUUGGAAUUACCAGGCCGCGGAGACGCAAGCUUCUAUCAGCAACUGUGUGAAAUACCUUUCCGAGACCUACGCUCCAUUUCUUUGAGCAUUCCAGAGCCAAAAUAUGCUUCAACUGAGACGUUCAAGGAAUUGCAACGCUUCCUUGUGACAAUUCCUCCGUUGCAAUCGCUCCGACUUGACGAUCAUCUGCAUCUCGUAGACAUGGAACCUGUACUAAAGCAUCACGGACCAACACUGAAAUGUCUCUGGCUCAUGCGAGCCGGGACCCACAACGAACAACCGCAAUUUUGGGAAUACCUCUGCACGAAACAUCCAGGAGUCCUAGCAGCCGUUCAAAAGUAUUGCACACGGUUGGGAAAACUUGCAAUACCCAUCCGCCGUUCAAAAGGCAACGCAGCAGAAGUCGAAAGUUACAAAAUCCUAGGCACUCUUCCAAAGCUCCGAGUGCUGGACUUAACCCUAGAUUGUUCCGAUUAUUCCGUGUUCGGCUGGCCAUCCGGCGAUCAGAAUAAUGCAAACGACAGCACAUGGCCUGAACUGCGAGGCGCAAGGACCCGAAAGUCGAACGCGUUCAAUCAGUCGCCGUUCCCAGGUUGCUCCACCCUCCAUGGUCCAAAGUUGCAUCCAGACUUCUCUCCUCAAGGAACUCAAGUCCUGAACCAGCACAUACUCGACGCAUUCAUCAACUGCGCAAUCGAUGAACGCCUCGCGCGGGAAAUCUUCACUUGCAUUUCACGACAGAAAUCCCACAACGAUGUGCCACUCCAACAUCUGACCCUUCAAAUCUGGAAACCCGUAGCCGUCAAGAUGUACUCCACGCCUCCCGCAGUGUCGUCAGUCGCAAACCUGCUUAGUAACAAUUGGUCCGUAAGCCGAAGCAUAAGAGACGAUCGGCCACAAGAAAUAUUCGCCGAAAAGAUGAUGGACAAGAAGAAAAGGAAGACGACUAAUCGCCAAGAUUCUGACAUCGGAUCCAAAGCGAGCUCUUCGUGGGGCAAGCCUGUCGAGGAAAUCCUGCAGCGCCUUUGGCCCAAACUAAAAGGCGCAAGAGGUCUUGAUCAUCUAAGCAGAUGUCCUAGUUUCCCGCUUCAAUCAGCUGAAUCAGCUCCACGCUGA